Bactrocera neohumeralis is the source of this 2427-nucleotide messenger RNA. RefSeq names its product protein-glucosylgalactosylhydroxylysine glucosidase. Lineage: Eukaryota; Metazoa; Arthropoda; Insecta; Diptera; Tephritidae. Gene Ontology annotation, molecular function: catalytic activity. Gene Ontology annotation, biological process: carbohydrate metabolic process. The record is from RefSeq and is a predicted model, not a curated record. Bases 73 to 2244 code for a protein of 723 amino acids. The transcript has 12 exons.
CACUCAGUUUACCUCUGCAGCUCAACGAAAUAAUAACAACGCGACAGAAGUGAACUGCCACUGUUGCUAACAAUGUAUGCUGAAAUCAUUUUGGCGAUUUUUACAAGCUUUUGUCUGUUGUUCUCGGCAGAAGUAAGCGAAUAUAUAAUAAAAUCAGAGCGACUACCGCCUGACCUCAACUUUAUGCCCACGCUGGGCAAUGGACACAUGGGCUAUACUGUGUUUGGCGAUGCCAUCUUCAUGAAUGGUGUCUACAACGGCGAGGGAGGCAAUAGUCGCCGUGCGCGUAUCCCCAAUUGGCUUAACUUAAGCGUAGCCACGAUUAAGUACGAAGAAUGGGAGCUCGCCAUCAUACCGGAUAUGUUCGAACUGCAACUGCAAGACGGUUAUUUCCGCUGGCAGUUUGCCUAUGAGGCGAAUGAAUUGAAGCUGAAAUUAGAAGAACGCACAUACCCGCACCGCUACUACAAUCGCGCAUUGAUCUAUGAACUUUUCGUGCACUGCACUGGGGCUAUAGAUCCACUGCUAAUCAAGUUGACCCGCAAGCCCGGUGGUGAAAGCGAAGCUUUUGACUUCUCACCAUUAGACAGCACCAACGGUACAGUGAGAUACAAGAUGCUGCAAGGUGUAACCCGCCGAUUAGAACACCGAAAGUUUCAAACCGAGCCACGUAAGAUUUUCGUGGCAUUCAGCGAUGACUGGGAGAAUGAGCAUACCAUCGAACUAAGUGCUGGCCAAGAAGAGCUUUAUUACCGUUAUGUGAUUACGGCAGACGAAAGAGAGGAGAUUGCACGACAGGAAAUGGCUGAAGUAAUAAAACUUACUCCGGAGAUACUUUUUCAAAGGCAUGCCUUAGAGUGGAGAGCAUUUUGGAGUGAUUUUAAUAUACAGAUUGACGGCAAUUUGGAAUUGUCGCAUAUAGUUAACGCCGGCAUAUUCUAUUUGGCCAAUUCCCUGCCCUCCUUAAACACAAGCCACCCGAAUGGCGCAUACUUUGGACUCAGCCCAACCGGCAUAGGACGGGGUCAGCUCGACGCCGACUAUGAAGGACACAAUUUUUGGGAUACAGAAAUCUGGAUGCUUCCAGCUAUCACACAGUUCAGUACGCGCUGGGCAGAGGCGCUGCUGCAGUACCGAUUUGAACAUCUGCCCGGCGCACGAUAUAACGCAAAGCAAACUGGCUACCAAGGGGCACGGUAUCCCUGGGAGAGCGCCUACACUGGUACAGAAGUGACGAACCCUUGUUGUCCCGAGAUUGCCGCCCAGGAAAUCCACAUCUCACCCGAUAUCGUAUUGGCACUGCAGCACCACUAUGCAGUAACACAUUCCAAGGAGUGGUUAUGCCGCGUUGCCUGGCCAAUUGCGAAGGAAGUGGCCGAGUUCCUGGUUAGUCGUGUCAAAGAUGACGGCCGAAAGUUUCAUUUAGAUGGUGUCAUGGGUCCAGAUGAAGACCACUCCAAUGUCACCGACAAUGUCUACACAAAUGUAGUUGUUAAACAGUCUCUAGAGUUCACAAGUUUUGCGUGUUCCAUGUGUGCUUUAGCCGACGGUCGGCCCGAUGUUUGGUUAGAUAUCGCACGGCGCAUGCAAAUCUUAUACGACGAAAAACUGGAUUACCACCCGCAGCACUUGGGCUACAAGCGCGGUGAGAUUGUGAAGCAGGCAGAUGUCGUUCUACUGGGCUAUCCCAUACAGUAUGCCAUGUCCAAUGUUACACGACGCAACGACCUGCUCAACUAUGAGGCGGUGAUCCGUGAGUCCGGACCGGCCAUGUCAUGGUCGAUGUUUGCCAUUAACUUUUUGGAUGUCAAAGAUAUAGAAAAAGCUAGCUUAUAUUUCCAAAGGGGCUACAAGGAUUAUAUACGGCCGGAGUUUAAGGUCUGGAGCGAGAACAAAAAUGGCUUUCAGGGUUCAGCGAACUUUCUCACGGGCAUUGGUGGUUUUCUGCAAACAAUUAUCAAUGGCUACGGUGGCGUACGUGUGCAGUUGGAUGGAAAUCAGUCCGUAAUGAUAAUUCAAAAAACUUACCUCCUGCCCACGAGCAAAGGCUUCACGAUCAAUGGCAUUAAGUUUGCGCAAUCAAGAUUUUCGUUGAAAAUUCGUACAAAUGGAACAACAACAUUAAGCUGUGUGGAAAAGGGCGACUUGAAUAUUGAGCUAUUAGUCGACUCCCAGAAGUAUGCAGUACAUGAGCAUUUCUCAAUCGCCCUUACCGGAAGUACAGCUUCACUUCGCACGAUUUAAACAGCAAAUGCUUUUCCGUAUUGUGUCUGGUUUCAUGCAUCUCAGAUUUAUUGUAGACAUUUAGAAAAAAUAGGUUAUUCUACAAUACUAGUUUAUCUUGAACGACUAUUUAAUAAAUGUUGUGAGCUGUGGGUCCUCUGCGCUUGGUGACCACUUUAUAAUUGUCCGUUUGGGCUAUUGCAA